Humulus lupulus (European hop) is the source of this 315-nucleotide messenger RNA. Its product is annotated as N-terminal acetyltransferase A complex auxiliary subunit NAA15-like. The record is from RefSeq and is a predicted model, not a curated record. The coding region runs from base 1 to 246 and encodes 81 amino acids. Gene Ontology annotation, cellular component: cytoplasm. Gene Ontology annotation, molecular function: protein-N-terminal amino-acid acetyltransferase activity. NCBI's taxonomy places the organism in Eukaryota, Viridiplantae, Streptophyta, Magnoliopsida, Rosales, Cannabaceae. Gene Ontology annotation, biological process: N-terminal peptidyl-methionine acetylation. The transcript has 3 exons.
AUGCCCACUCCAGUUAUAGAUGUUGAGAAACUCAUUUCGAGUGUCUUGGAAGCAGAAUGCCCAACAAUAAGUAUUUUGCAUGAGAAAUCUCUGAUCGAGGCGAACAAGAUUUUCUUAGAGAAACAUAAAGAUUCCUUAAUGCACAGAGUUGCUGCUGCAGAACUACUGUAUGCUUUACAACCUGACAAGAAAGCUGAGGCUGUUAAGCUAAUUGAGGACGCAACAAACAAUCCAGUGACAAGGUGAUAGAUGUUGUACAUUGGGUGUGCCUGUUUCUGGGGUUUAGCCUUUUAUCAAAAAAAAAUAAAAAAUACA